CAGGACUUGACUACUUUACUUAACAAGGUGGUUCGGGCCUACUAUGUGUCUUGCGGGUCUUUGCGAAAGUGAACCAGUUAUUGGGGGGCGCCUAACGACCUGGGGGUCAACUAAGGGGGCAAGAAGCCCUGGCGAAGACCUGAGACCGUGGCAUGUUUCAGGCAGGAUUCCUCCUUCCUUCAAACUGCAUGACUCAGGAGUCUGCAAAUUCCCCAAAGUAGGAGGAAAAAUGACCACAUUCAAGGAGGCAGUGACCUUCAAGGACGUGGCUGUGGUGUUCACCGAGGAGGAGCUGGGGCUGCUGGACUCUGCCCAGAGAAAGCUGUACCGAGAUGUGAUGCUGGAGAACUUCAGGAACCUGCUCUCAGCGGGGCAUCAACCAUUCCACCAAGAUACUUUCCACUUCCUAAGGGAAGAAAAGUUUUGGAUGAUGGAGACAGUAACCCAAAGAGAAGGGAAUUCAGGAGGCAAGAUCCAAACUGAGUUGGAGUCUGUUCCAGAAGCAGGAACACAGGAAGAGUGGUCCUGCCAGCAAAUCUGGGAACAAAUUGCAAAAGAUUUAACCAGGUCUCAGGACUCUAUCAUAAAUAACUCUCAGUUCUUUGAAAAUGGUGAUGUCCCCUCCCAGGUUGAAGCGGGACUGCCCACAAUUCACACAGGACAGAAGCCUCCCCAGGGUGGGAAGUGUAAACAGUUCUUCAGUGAUGUUUCCAUCUUUGAUCUUCCUCAGCAGUUAUACUCAGGAGAGAAGUCUCAUACAUGUGAUGAGUGUGGAAAAAGCAUCUGUUACAUCUCAGCUCUUCAUGUUCAUCAUAGGGUCCACAUGGGAGAGAAACUCUUUACGUGCGAUGUGUGUGGCAAGGAAUUUAGUCAAAGCUCACAUCUGCAAACUCAUCAGAGAGUCCACACUGGAGAGAAACCAUUCAAAUGUGAGCAGUGUGGGAAAGGUUUCAGUCGUAGAUCAGCACUUAAUGUUCAUCAUAAAUUUCACACAGGAGAGAAACCUUACAUUUGUGAAGCAUGUGGGAAGGCCUUCAUUCAUGAUUCCCAGCUUAAGGAACAUAAGAGAAUCCAUACUGGGGAGAAGCCAUUCAAAUGUGACAUAUGUGGUAAGAGCUUCCAUUUUAGGUCAAGACUUAAGAGCCAUUUCAUGGUUCACACAGGAGAAAAACCAUUUAGGUGUGAUACAUGUGAUAAGAGCUUUCAUCAGAGAUCAGCACUUAAUAGGCAUUGCAUGGUCCACACAGGAGAGAAACCGUACAGAUGUGAGCAGUGUGGAAAAGGCUUCAUUGGUAGGCUAGAUUUUUAUAAGCAUCAGGUGGUCCACACAGGAGAGAAACCAUACAAUUGUAAAGAAUGUGGGAAGAGCUUCAGAUGGUCCUCAUGUCUUUUGAACCAUCAGCGAGUCCACAGCGGAGAAAAAAGCUUCAAAUGUGAAGAAUGUGGGAAGGAAUUUUAUACAAAUUCACAACUGUCUUCCCAUCAGAGAUCCCACAAUGGUGAAAAGCCAUAUAAAUGUGAGGAAUGUGGGAAGGGCUACGUUACUAAGUUUAAUCUUGACAUGCACCAGAGGGUCCACACUGGAGAGAGACCUUAUAAUUGUAAGGAAUGUGGGAAGAGCUUUAGCCGGGCCUCAAGUAUUUUGAAUCAUAAGAGACUCCACUGCCAGAAAAAGCCAUUCAAAUGUGAGGACUGUGGAAAGAGGCUUGUACACAGGACAUGCCGUAAAGACCAACUGAGAGACUACAGUGGGGAAAACCCAUCCAAAUGUGAGGAUUGUGGGAAACGCUACAAGAGGCGCUUGAAUCUAGAUAUACUUUUAUCGUUAUUUCUAAAUGACACAUAAUUAUUCAUAUUUAUGGGGUACAAUGUGGUUUUAAUGUGUGCAUAGAAUUUAUAGUGAUCAAAUCAGUGUAAUUGGUGUAUCUGUCACCUCAAAUAUUUACCAUUUCUUUGUGUUGGAAAAUUCAAAAUCCAUUUAAGAGGAGUUAGUAGACAGCAAGGGAAGGGUCCCUGGAGAUCCCUUACUGCACGGGUCAGUGCCUCAUCCCCAGGUAACAUAAAAAGCAGCCUGGGGGCCGGGCGCGGUGGCUCAAGCCUGUAAUCCCAGCACUUUGGGAGGCCGAGGCGGGUGGAUCACGA
This is a messenger RNA of Rhinopithecus roxellana (golden snub-nosed monkey), 2142 nucleotides long. RefSeq names its product zinc finger protein 155 (gene ZNF155). The coding region runs from base 44 to 1846 and encodes 600 amino acids. NCBI's taxonomy places the organism in Eukaryota, Metazoa, Chordata, Mammalia, Primates, Cercopithecidae. The record is from RefSeq and is a predicted model, not a curated record. The transcript is spliced from 5 exons. Gene Ontology annotation, molecular function: RNA polymerase II cis-regulatory region sequence-specific DNA binding; DNA-binding transcription repressor activity, RNA polymerase II-specific. Gene Ontology annotation, biological process: negative regulation of transcription by RNA polymerase II.